Gasterosteus aculeatus aculeatus (three-spined stickleback) is the source of this 3173-nucleotide messenger RNA. It is a transcript of the gene cchcr1, whose product is annotated as coiled-coil alpha-helical rod protein 1. The record is from RefSeq and is a predicted model, not a curated record. Gene Ontology annotation, biological process: cell differentiation; protein export from nucleus. Gene Ontology annotation, cellular component: centriole. Lineage: Eukaryota; Metazoa; Chordata; Actinopteri; Perciformes; Gasterosteidae.
ACGUUUGUAACGUUUGACACUUGUAGUUGAUAAAACACGUUAUAGGAGGUCGUAUCGUACCUGACGUUAGAUUGUGAUUCUGUUGCCAAACGCAAUUUAACCGACGUGUGAACUGGGCAUCAAAAGUUCGCUUGCUGAAAUAGACCUGAUUUAGCAGAGCGCUUUUCCGGUUACCGUUGUAACUUUUAGUGGAGACGUUAAACUGUAACUAAGGAGACAACGAUUGAGUUCAGCGGCGGGAGAAUAAAUGUAACGCGGCGCCUUCGAGCAUCUUACCUGAGUGGCGGUUUGGGAGCCACUGCUGGUCUCAUCGUUUGAACAUGGAGAGACGUAACUUUGGAAAAGAAAGACUAAUAGUUCCCACUGAUUUUACGUCCCCUGCGGUUUCAAGGAAUAUCCAAGAGGACCUGGUGCCCCCAUCGCAUUUUACAUCAAGUCUGCAGUCUGCUGGAGCACACGGAGGCGUUCAAAUGGCAGUGACGGCGCCUCCUGACCCUUGGAUUAACCCCGGUAUGACGUCACUACAACCAGGGGAUCCCAGUCCCAACAAUCAAUGGCUCGCCAUCAGGCAGGCCCGACAGGAAAACUUGGAUCUCAGAAGGGAAAAUCAAAGGAUCCUGAUGUUACAAGGUGGCGUAAGCGGGAGAAACCCUGUGGAUCACCAGUCGGACCUCAGGCCAAGGUGUGCAGAGGGAGGAGCCCAGCGGUCCAGAUGGGAGUCUGAGUGGCGUUUGGAGGCGGAUAAGUACAAGGCCGAAGCUGAGAGGUUAAAGGGGCAGGUGGAGGCUCUGAAGGAGACUGCAGCGAGACACAGGGAAGAGAUGAGAGACCGAGACGGCUCCCUGAACAGAACAAGCCAUGAAUUGGAAGCAAUGCGUGAAGAGCUAUGUAGGGCUAAGACUGAAAUCAGCCAAAUUCGAGGGGAGCUUUCUCACGGCAGUGCACAGAAGGAGGAAAUCGGGUCACAGCUCGCGAGACUAAAGAAGGAAUCGGGUGAACAAAUUACAGAACUGAGACAAGACUUGAUGUGCAGCAAAGCAGAAGCCCAGGAGCUCACUCUAAAGGCUGAAAUGUGGAGGUUACAGGCUGCAGCGGAUGGCAAACAGCAGAUUCUUGCACUGUCUGGACAAUUGGAGGAGAUACAGAAGAGGCAUAAAGUGGAGCUGCUACAGUUGAACAAUUCUCAUUGUGCAGAGUUGGCUGCAGCAAGAAGUUCAAACCGUGAACUACAGGACAGACUUGAAUCGAUGACCUCUGGAGUGUUACAGCUAAAAAGCACUCUGAUGGAGGUAUCUGCUGAGAGAGAUGGGCUGAAAGAACAUUUAAGCCAAAUGGGACAAGCGUUUGAGACCCAAUCGGCAACACUGAACAGCCUCAGAAAUUACAUCGGCCAGCUCGCCCCGGAAAAAGAAGAGAAGGAACAAUUAAACGAAGCUGUUAAGAAGCUGAGAAAAGAGAAAGCGGCUCUUCAGAUGACCACAGAGCUUUUGACAGUUCGGUUCAAUUCUGUGAGUGAGAUACUCACCCUCCAAGAAGAGAAAAUAGGGAAAAAGACCUCCACCGAUCCGCUUGGGAAGAAUGAAUCAGAAGGGCUUCAAGUGCUCCGGCUCUGGAGGGACAAAGUGUUUAAGUUAUGCGUCCAACUUCGCUCAAAGGACAUUGAACUAAGAGGAGAAAAGGAUGAAGUUCUCUCAAAAGUCAAGCUCCUCGAGCAGGAGCUCCAGCAGGAGCAGCACCGAGCUAAUGUGCUCCAACACAGUCUUGAUGACAGGAUCGCAGAGCUAGACCUGGAGCGACUGGAAAAGGAGACAUUGAAACGGGACUUCGCACUGGAGCAACAAGAAAACUCACAGCUUAAGUCACAGAGCGAGAGAGAAGAGGCUGAACUAAAAGUCCUGACCGAGGCAGUUCGCAGGUUUAGUUUCGCAAUUGAAGGCAAGGUGGCAGAAAUGGACACCACUCAAGCAAGGCUCAACACUCUCACGCAGAGGCUAACCUUUGCUAAAAGACAAGUGGAGACAAUACAAGGUUUGACCAUGAGGAAGGUGGCUCUGCAGAAAGCUAAGCAGGCCAGUAAACCGACAGAGCAAACUGAUGACCGCAUCACAGACCUUCAGGCGGAGCUUCGUGGGGUGUGUGAGGAGAGAGACAAGCUCACACAGGAGCUCAAAAGAACCCCUGAGCUCAUCGAGAAAGCUCUGGCUGACCUGAAAGAACAGCAUGAAAGCAAACUGAGGUGGCAGCAGCAGCAGCUGGAGCAGAGCCGGGCGGAGGUGCGGCAGGCUUUGGCUGGCGGCGCCGAGGCAGAGCGGAGCCUGCAGCAGAUUCAGGCCCAGCUGGAGGAAAGCAAGGUCAACCUGGAGGAACUCCGCUCCGAGCUGCUCAGCCAGCAGGAGCACAGCGAGCGCGCCCUCCAGCAGAGAGUGUCUGAGCUCGAGGACUGCUGUGCCGAGAAGCUGAGCGAGAUGGAGGUUCAAGUCAAAACUGCCAAGAGAGAGCACACCAAAGCAGUAAUGACUUUGCGGCAGUUUGAAAGAGACGCAGCCAGGAAAGAGGACAGAAUGAGAGGAACCCAACAACAGAAAAAGAGGGAUAUCCCGAUUAAACAACAACCGCUGCUGGCCCCCGUCGCUGCUGAGAGACGUUUGACAAGUGAGCGUGCAAGAACUCACACAGCAGCUAGAGAACAUCGGAAAAACCCUUCAGAGAGGAGUCAUUGUGUGUUACCUGCAGACGGGCGACUGCUGUCUGUUUUGGAGGAGCUCCAUUCUCUCAGUGCGGCCGUGGUAAACAGCUCUGAGGACUCGGCGGAGGAGGACGAGGGACCGAAUGACAACGUGGGACCGUCAACAGGCCGCACAGCUGAUACCUGAUGAUGAAUCACUGGAAUGAACUCCCCUUACAUUUGUUUGAUAAACAUAUCAGAUAAACCACGCAUGUCAAUUUGAUACUGGGUGUACAAGAGAUGUUUAGUGGAGACUCAUUUUGCAGAUACAAAUUCAAGUUUUGUCAAAUAAUUAAUAUACUUUUUACAGGAUAACUAUUGAUUCCCCAGAAUACUGGAAAUGUGUUGAUGGACCGAGUUGUUCCCAUUGAGUCACUACAAUGCUAUCCAGUCUCAAUUGUGGCUAUGUAAAAUAAAGGAUAAUAUUUAUGAAAGAUAACUGAAAAAA